Messenger RNA from Fusarium keratoplasticum, 1452 nucleotides. RefSeq lists its product as uncharacterized. The record is from RefSeq and is a predicted model, not a curated record. Lineage: Eukaryota; Fungi; Ascomycota; Sordariomycetes; Hypocreales; Nectriaceae. The transcript has 2 exons. Gene Ontology annotation, biological process: carbohydrate metabolic process. Bases 1 to 1452 code for a protein of 483 amino acids. Gene Ontology annotation, molecular function: beta-glucosidase activity.
AUGUCUCUCCCCGCCGACUUCAAGUGGGGCUUUGCCACCGCUUCUUACCAGAUUGAGGGCUCUAUCGAUAAGGAUGGCCGCGGUGUUGCCAACUGGGACGUGUUCUGCGCAAAGCCCGGCAAGAUUGCUGAUGGCAGCUCUGGUGUCACCGCCUGCGACUCUUACAACCGCACCGCUGAGGAUAUCGCUCUUCUCAAGUCGGUUGGUGCCAAGGCCUACCGUUUCUCCAUCUGCUGGUCUCGAAUCAUCCCUCUUGGUGGCCGAAACGACCCCAUUAACCAGGCAGGUAUCGAUCACUACCGCAAGUUUGUCGACGACCUCCUCGACGCUGGUAUUACCCCUUUCAUCACCCUCUUCCACUGGGAUGUUCCCCACGAGCUUGAUGUCCGUUACGGUGGUCUCCUGAACCGCACCGAAUUCCCUCUCGACUACGAACGCUAUGCCCGUGUCAUGUUUGAGAACAUUCCUCGCUGCAAGAACUGGAUUACCCACAACGAGCCCUGGUGCUCGUCUAUCCUCGGCUACAGCACGGGUUCCAAUGCCCCUGGCCGUUGCUCUGAUCGAACCAAGUCUGAUGUUGGCGACUCGUCCCGCGAGCCCUGGAUCGUCGGCCACAACCUCCUUGUUGCCCACGGCCGCGCCGUCAAGGUUUACCGCGAGGAAUUCAAGCCCAAGAACGGCGGCGAGAUUGGCAUCACCCUCAACGGCGAUGCCACUUUCCCUUGGGAUCCUAAGGACCCCAGGGAUGUCGAGGCUGCUAACCGCAAGAUCGAGUUUGCCAUCUCCUGGUUCGCCGACCCCAUCUAUCUGGGUGACUAUCCGGCCUCGAUGCGCGCCCAGCUCGGCGAUCGCCUCCCCACAUUUACCCCUGAGGAGAUUGCGCUUGUCAAGGGCUCCAAUGACUUUUAUGGCAUGAACCACUAUACUGCCAACUAUGUCAAGCACCGCGAUGGAGAGGCCCCCGCCGAAGACUUCCUCGGCAACCUAGAGCUUCACUUCUGGAACUACCGCGGCGAUUGCAUCGGUCCCGAGACCCAGUCGACUUGGCUGCGGCCUUGUGCCCCCGGCUUCCGCGACCUGCUUGUCUGGCUCUCUAAGCGUUACGGAUUCCCCAGGAUGUAUGUGACUGAGAACGGUACUAGCAUCAAGGGCGAAAACGACAUGCCCAGGGAGAAGAUUCUCGAGGACGACUUCCGAGCCCAGUACUACGACGACUACGUCAAGGCUAUGGCCGAUGCCUCGAGACUCGACGGUGUUGACGUUCACGGCUACUUUGCCUGGUCUCUGCUGGACAACUUUGAGUGGGCCGAGGGAUACGAGACUCGAUUCGGCGUCACCUAUGUCGACUAUGAGCACGACCAGAAGCGUUACCCCAAGAAGAGCGCCCAGCACCUGGCUCCACUGUUUGAGAGCCUCAUCAGAAAGGAGGACCCAAAAGUAGAGAGCAAGUAA